Molecule: messenger RNA, 2793 nt
Organism: Eublepharis macularius
Lineage: Eukaryota; Metazoa; Chordata; Lepidosauria; Squamata; Eublepharidae
Exons: 2
Coding region: 301-2793 (830 amino acids)
Biological process (GO): DNA integration
Molecular function (GO): nucleic acid binding
Source: RefSeq, a predicted model, not a curated record
ACUCCCAUAGUCACCCCACUGAAACCCAAUGGAGCGGUCCGAAUUUGCGCAGAUUAUAAAUGCACAAUCAACAAAGCACUGCAGCAACAUUCCUACCCAGUACCAGUCGUGAGCCAUCUCCUGGCAUCGCUUCAAGGGGGAAAGAUUUUUGCCAAGCUUGAUCUGGCACAGGCUUACCAACAACUACCUGUGGACGAGGCGACGGCAGAAGCCCAAACGAUCGUGACACACCGGGGGGCGUUCAAGGUUAAGAGACUACAAUUCGGCGUCAACGUCGCCCCAGGAAUUUUCCAAGGCAUCAUGGAAGGACUUCUACGCGGAAUUCCAGGCGUCAUCCCGUACUUUGAUGACGUCCUAAUCGCUGGGGAGUCAGAAAGCGCACUUGCAGAGAGGCUUCGCUGUGUCCUUCGCAAACUACAGGACGCCGGCUUAAAGGUAAAGAGAGAGAAAUGCCAAUUCGCUGUUGAGAGUGUGGAGUUCUUGGGAUUCCUCAUUGACGCAGCCGGUAUUCAUCCCACACCAGCAAAGGUACGGGCCAUUAAAAGUGCACCUCCUCCAGGAUCAAAGAAGGAACUACAAUCCUUCCUGGGCCUAUUAAACUUCUACCACGCAUUCUUGCCACAUAAGGCCUCAAUUGCAGAACCCCUGCACCGCCUUCUAGAUUCCUCAGCCCCCUGGGGGUGGGGCAGAAGAGAAGCCGCGGCGUUUGAAGCAGUAAAAAAACUACUGUCGUCAGAGAGCGUGCUGACACACUUUGAUGAGAAAAAACCAAUAGUACUCGCCUGCGACGCCUCCCCAUAUGGUAUCGGAGCCGUCUUAAGCCACAGAAUGCAUACCGGGCAUGAAGCGCCCAUCGCCUAUUUUUCAAGAACCUUGUCGGCCGCGGAACGGAACUAUGCCCAAAUAGACAAGGAAGCUCUGGCAAUCGUUGCUGGAGUGAAAAAAUUCCAUGAUUACCUCUAUGGCCGGAAGUUCCUCAUCGCAACCGACCACAAACCACUCCUGGGACUACUUUCUCCAGACAAGCAAACGCCUCAAAUCCUUUCGCCCAGAAUGCUGCGGUGGACGGUGUUCAUGUCUGCCUACUCCUACGACUUACAGCACCGCCCCGGCAAAGCAAUGGGACAUGCCGAUGCCCUGAGCCGCCUGCCACUUGCUGACCAGGGGACCGACCCAUCUCCAGCUCAUCACAUCAUGCUGCUGGAAGACUUGCCGAGUCCACCACUUAGAGCCUCCGACGUGGCGUCACACACUGCUAAGGAUCGCACCCUCAGCCGCGUUCUCAACUGGGCGUGGAGGGGGUGGCCAUCAGGCCAGCUGGCCGAAGAGUUUCGGCCGUUCCUCAUUAGGCAGCACGAACUCUCAGUGCACAAGGGCUGUCUGCUAUGGGGAAAUAGAGUUGUAAUCCCCAGCAAACUGAGACAACAGGUGCUGGAGGCACUACACAGCGGACACCCAGGCAUAGUCCGCAUGAAGGCAAUGGCACGCAGCUAUGUUUGGUGGCCAGGCAUGGAUAGGGCUAUCGAGGAAUGGGUCCGUACCUGUCAGCCGUGCCAAGAAACACGCCCAGCUCCAGCGCAAGCCCCAGUACAUCCUUGGGAGUCAGCGAGAGCACCCUGGUCGAGACUCCACAUUGAUUUUGCAGGGCCAUUUCAGGGACAAACCUUCCUAAUAGUUGUGGACUCUUAUUCAAAAUGGCUAGAAGUUGUUCCCGUCUCCACAAUGACUACUGCUGUGGUCAUUAGGGCCCUACGUCAGCUGUUUGCAACACACGGUUUGGCUGACACGGUAGUGUCGGAUAACGGAACACAAUUCACGUCAGCGGAGUUCCGGCAGUUCCUGGCCAACAACGGCAUCAGGCAAGUCACGUCUGCUCCGUUCCACCCUUCCACCAAUGGGCAGGCAGAACGGAUGGUGCGGACAACAAAGGACAGCCUUCGGCGAAUCAGCCAAGGAGACUGGCAAUCGCGAUUGGCUGCGUUCCUGUUACAGCAACACGUCACGCCGCAUUCUACGACAGGGCGUAGCCCCGCUGAGCUACUCAUGAACAGGAAGCUCACCGUGACUCUCGACAGGCUGCACCCCGACCUAGCGGAUGAGGAAAGGCCCAUGCCGGAAGGAGAGGUAAGGACCUUCCAGCCGGGGGAUCUCGUAUAUGCCCGCGACUACAGCGGACGUCUGCCAUGGGUGCCGGCGACCAUGGACACCACAACGGGACCAGUGUCAUACGCCGUUGUCGCUGCGGAUGGCAGGAAACUACGAAGACACGUGGACCAGCUACGACCCAGAUGGCCGACCAGAACAACGGGAGCCGAGAGCUUACCAACGCCCAGUGAACAGGAUACCAUCCCUCCAGAAACGGACAGUGAAGCUAUACCACAGCAGGCACCAACAGUCAGCUCACCGGCUGCAGAGGCAAGUACUAACCCUGAGAACCAAGCGGAACUAAGGCCGGGCCCUGGAUCCCGAAAAGAGAGCCGAUCUAAUGCUACCCGCCACAAGAGCCAUGAGUGGCUCCUGCCAAAGCUCCUAAGGACUCAGCCAAUCCAGCAGCACGUCCCUCAAGUCCUGCAGCCAGAUGUCCUGGCCCCAACUGGACAAGUGGACCCCGUCUGGGCGAUACAAUGCCUCCAAGCGGAAGGAAAUGUCCGGGUGCAUAACGAGGCAGCCUCCAGUGGCAGUGAUGUGGCGACCCAUGUCCCGGGCCAGGCACUGCCUGGCCCCAUCGAUCUUCUCCAGGUCCCGAGCCCCCUGCCAGACACGCCUCCCCGCGCCUCCAAGCAUCCCCGCUGA